Molecule: messenger RNA, 3542 nt
Organism: Grus americana (Whooping crane)
Lineage: Eukaryota; Metazoa; Chordata; Aves; Gruiformes; Gruidae
Exons: 4
Coding region: 1726-2691 (321 amino acids)
Molecular function (GO): nucleic acid binding; RNA-DNA hybrid ribonuclease activity
Source: RefSeq, a predicted model, not a curated record
GCUCACCUAAACAGUGGAAACGUAAAUAUCAUGAGGAUUUCUGUGAUCAAAACUUGUGCUUCUAAAGAGCAGAGGUGACCCAGGACCCCUUGGUCUUGCAGCCACUCAGAUGCACAUCUUUCACGGUGCUGGGGUACCGUAUCUCUCAGACAAGCCCAUGGGUGAGGCAGUAUUGUGCUGGGACUAGGAAAUGUGGAAUUUUCCACAGCCUGCCCUGUGCCUCAGUUUCCCUAGCUAAAAAGUUGGAUAAGAAAGCCUUUGUGGCUCUCAGUUUCUUUAGAUAACAAACACUAUGUAAAACACUAAACAUGCAUCACACAAAGGGGCAUCUUCAAUAAGUGAAAAAUUAUUCCCAGGCCUCUUCCCAGAGAGACUGUUCUGGAACAUGACUGCAGUUCCAAAUCAGCAAAGCUGUGACUGAGGCAGCUGCACGCCUCCCAGCCAACCUGCGCAUCCUUGUUUCCUAUAAGUUCUUGGCAACCCAGAUGUGACAGUGACUUUGACUUCAGCCAUUUCUUCUCGCUGCUGGGACCACGACGAGGAACUCCAGACAAAUUUUCCGGGGACUCCCCUGAAGUGUUUCCUAGUGGGCGGUGUGGAAAGAGAUGUCUGGGACUUACAGAGAAGACCCAGAAAAAGCAACACAAACUUUAAAAGCUAUUUUAGAAAAUCAUGAUCCAGAUUGGAAGGAUCUGCAAGUGCAGGAAGCCAGAGAAGCCGUCCUGGGAAUCCCUGAAGAGGCGUUGGGAUGCCGUGAACCCUUUUGUAUGGGAACCUGGGAUACCUGGAAGAUCAAAAGCAGCAGAACUGGUAAAAAUCGAACUAAAGCCAGGAUCAAAGCUGGUAAGAUGAAAACAAUACCCUAUAAAAUUAGAGGCAAGGAAAGGGUUAGAACCCUUGAUAAACAAUUUUAUGGUCUAUAAACUUUUGCGAGAAUGCCAGUCAGAAUAUAAUACCCCUAUCCUCCCUGUUAGGAAACCUCAUGCUGACAAGUAUUGCUUAGUACAAGAUUUAAGGGCUGUAAAUCAAAUAGUUCAGGAUGUACAUCCUGUUGUUGCAAAUCCGUAUACAUUGUUAAUAACAAUCAAAGAUAUUGAUCAAUGGCUUGUGGUGCUGGAUUUGAAAGAUGCUUUCUUUUGUAUCCCUUUGGAAAAGGAAAGUCAGAAGCUGUUUGCUUUUGAAUGGGAAAGCCCAACGACAGGAAGAAAAACACAACUGUGCUGGACUGUACUUCCCCAAGGUUUUAAAAACAGCCCAACUAUUUUUGGAAACCAACUUGCAAAAGAGCUUGAGGAAUGGCAAGGAAAUAAUAUGUCUGUUACCUUGCUACAAUAUGUAGGCGACAUUCUUUUAGGAACAGCAUCAAAAGAAGAUUGUGCAAAGUAUACAACUGAUUUCUUGAACUUUCUGGGACUUGCAGGUUAUCGAGUAUCAAAGAAAAAGGCACAAAUAAUUCAGACUACUGUUACUUAUUUAGGUUUUACUGUCUCUCAAGGAGAGUGAAGUCUUGGCACGGAACGGAAAGAGGUCAUUUGCCAAACACCUGAGCCUAACUCAAAGCAGGAAUUGAGAGCAUUCCUGGGAAUAGCCAGAUGGUGUCGCCUAUGGAUAAUUAAUUUUGGAUUGCUUGCCAAACCUUUACUUGAAGCUGUAAAAGGAACUGAAAAUCUACUCAAAUGGACACCGGAAUGCCAAAAAUCUUUCGAUCAAAUUAAACAUGCAUUGAUGACUGUGCCAGCCCUUGGACUGCCCAACCCAGAAAAGCCGUUCAAGUUGUUUGUACGUGAGAGACAACAUGUGGCUUUGGGAGUUUUAAUUCAGAAAACAGGAUCUUGGAAAAGACCAGUAGGAUACUUUUCUAAGCAACUGGAUCAAGUGAGCAAGGGAUGGCCUUCAUGUUUACAAGCUGUUGCAGCAAUGGCAUUGCUUAUCCAAGAAGCUAGAAAACUAACUUUGGGACAAAAGAUUAUUGUACAAGUCCCUCAUGCAGUGACUACAAUAUUGGAACAAAAAGGAGGGCACUGGUUGUCUCCCAGCAGAAUGAUGAAAUAUCAAGCAAUUCUACUGGAGCAAGAUGAUACUGAACUAAAAGUUGUGACAGUCUUGAAUCCAGCAACCUUGUUACCCUUACCAGGAGAUACAGAAUUUAUGCAUGACUGUGUAACUACUAUAGAACAGGUAUAUUCCAGCAGUAUUGACUUAAAGGAUGAACCUUUGGAAUUCACUGAGGUUACCCUAUAUGUUGAUGGAAGCAGUUUUGUGAGAAAUGGACAAAGGAAAUCUGGACACGCUGUAGUAACAGAGGACGAAGUAGUAGAAGCCGAGAAACUACUGACAGGGACGUCUGCACAAAAGACAGAACUGAUUACAUUAAUAAGAGCAUUGGAAAUAUCUACAGGAAAGAGAGUAAAUAUAUGGACUGACUCGAAAUAUGCCUUUGGUGUCGUUCAUGCUCAUGGGGCCAUAUGGAAAGAAAGAGGAUUAUUGACUGCCCCAGUUAAAUAUGGACAAUUAAUAGGGAGAUUAUUAGAAGCUGUACACUUGCCUAAACAAGUAGCCGUAAUGCAUUGUAAAGCCCACCAGUUCAGAAAUACAGCCACAAUAAAAGGGAACUGGAAAGCGGAUGUGGUUGCCAAGCAGCUGGCAGAAAAGAAAUAUUGGGGAUACAGCUGGAAAAAUAAAAGGAAUUAAAACAGGCCCCAAAAUACUCUGAAAAGGACAAUCAGAUAAUGAAAGUAACUCAAGCAGAGAAAAAUUAUGAAGGAUGCUGGGUGAUCCCUGACUGAAAGUUAGUACUUCCUGAAAUAGUAAUGAGAGAGUUACUGGAAAAGUCGCACGUGGAAACACACUGGGGAAUGGAGGCAUUGGUGGAUAAUACAAGAACUUUCACAAUAAAUAUAGGGAUGACUGGUAUUGCUAAGAGCAUAGUGAAUACAUGUGAAAUGAGACCUGUAGGGCCACAUUGUUAUCAUUAGGGGUGGUCAUUUAACACCCACCUAGACAACAUGAAUCAACAGCACCAGAUGGCCUUCUUAAUGGAGUUAGCAAUUCUGAAUAGCCAAAGGUUUCAGAGGGAAAUACUCUUGAGAUUUUUCUAUUUAAAAAGACCUUAUGGACUUUGUAUGUUCUCCCAAAGCCUAACAACAAAAGUUAAAGUGUCAGACCUACAGAAUUUUCAGUUUCCCUCUAGAAAUUGGAAUGAGUGGAUGUAAGCUUAAAAACAGAAAGCAAGAUCUGUUUCUGGACUUCAUCUCUUGCUCCUCAUCUUCAGCUAUUUAUCAACUGUUUAAUAUUUCACAACCAAAAUAAAACUCAAACAAGGCAACACAUUGCACAGCCUCCUUCAUAUAACUGCAGAAGAAUUAGUGACUAUGGAACAGGAAACAGUCAAAAGCCCAAGAAAAUCCCCGAGUUUUCCCAUUUCCAAAAAUAAAAUGAAACCACUAUUUGCAAUGAAGUUUUCAGUUUAGAAUUUUGUAAUCCAAAUAUGUGAAGAAAACUUUCCCAUGCUGUCCAAGGAAAACAUUUUCAAAGGGAAACCA